Lactuca virosa is the source of this 696-nucleotide messenger RNA. Lineage: Eukaryota; Viridiplantae; Streptophyta; Magnoliopsida; Asterales; Asteraceae. The record is from the annotation of a GenBank genome assembly.
AUGGCUUCAUCUUCAAAUUCUCCAUGUGCAGCCUGCAAGUUCUUGAGACGAAAAUGCCAACCAGAAUGUGUUUUUGCACCUUACUUUCCACCGGAUCAGCCUCAAAAAUUCGCUAAUGUUCACAAAGUGUUUGGAGCAAGCAACGUGACGAAGCUUCUGAACGAACUCCACCCUCACCAACGGGAAGAUGCUGUCAACUCUCUAGCUUAUGAAGCCGAUAUGCGGCUCCGGGAUCCAGUCUAUGGUUGCGUUGGUGUCAUCUCCCUCCUCCAACACCAACUUCGCCAACUUCAGGUGGAUCUUACUUACGCAAAAUCCGAGCUUUCAAAGUACCAGAACCAUAGCCAUAACCUAAACGGCUCAGCCACUCAAGGACUUAUCGCCGCUGCUGCUGCGGCGGCAGCAGCAGCGACCCACCACCAAACCCUAGGAAACAAUUUGAUAUCAUCAUGUUGCGGUGGCGGAGUCACUCGAGACCAUCUGUUCCACCCCCACCACCACCCACCGUUCUUCACCGGUAGAGAUCAGCAAACGUCCGCCGCCAUCAGGGCUUUUGAUGUCAACAAUAAUUACGAUACUACCGCGAGUGUUCUUGCUAUGAACGUAUCGGCCAUUGGUAUUGGUCAACACCCUCAAUUCCAGCAACCUAGAGCUGCUGGAACCGAUGAUCGGCCAACACCGAUCGAUCCUUCUUAG